AUGGCACAGACUGUUUAUGAUUGGGAUGCUUCAAGUUUGGAAGCAGCAAAUCGAGAUAUAAUCCAAGUCAUGGGUCAACAUCUUGACAACUUCGCUGACGGCAUAAUUACAAAUGCAGCACAACGAGCCAUUAUAGAAGAAUUAGAAUCAUGCGAAGCGUUCGUUAAUUUUCACAAACAUAUCAACGAAGGAGUCGUACAAGUUGACGCCGAAUUUGAAGGAAUAAUUAACAAGCGAACAUCAGUAUUUCCUCUUGGACAUGAAUGGAAAGUUCGCUUUACUAUCGAUGCUGACAUACCUCCUGAAGGCAGUCAACAAAAGAAGCAUAUUGGUUUUGAAAUACAUAUUAAAACAAAACCCAAACAAGCAGGUCAUGCUUGGUGUGAUGCUGUCCCGAAAGGAAGACCAUGCUUAGGUACCAGCAUGGAUCAAGAAACAACUCAGCGAAGAACCAAGACGUUUCCAAAUUCCGAUGAAAUGACGUAUUGGUAUACUACAUAUAAACUACGAAAAAAUCAAUGA
Molecule: messenger RNA, 522 nt
Organism: Adineta ricciae
Lineage: Eukaryota; Metazoa; Rotifera; Eurotatoria; Adinetida; Adinetidae
Source: the annotation of a GenBank genome assembly